AUGGCAAAGACAGCAACUAUUAUUGUUAGUCUAGUUUGUUAUGUUGUUAUUGUGAUGGGUGUUGUGACUUUUGGAAGUGAGACACCCAACUUUCCACGAUCAUUUCCAACAACCUACUCGACAUUUAUCUCCUACAACAACUAUGAAAAUGGUUUCACUGUGGCCCACAAGGAAUACACCAACGCCAAGAUCAACAUGACAAGGUUCGAGUCUGGCAAUGUCACCAUUGUCGAUCUGUCACGUCAGGUCAUCUACCAGUACAACGCAAGAGAUGACAGGAUCUGCAAUCAAUUCAACUCGAUCAACGAGGCUCUCUUUAACCCUUCCUAUCUCCUCAUUCCAAUACUACUCAAUCUUACUGAGUCCUCGGACAACAUCCCCUCCUUCCAAAACUAUACAACCAUUGAUCGUGGAAUUAAUUGUACAUUGUUCACAACCACUAAAGUGACAUCAACUAGUUCAUCCAUCAUAUCUGGUGUGAGCAUCAAUGGAAAAGUUAAUGUUACCGCUGCCAACCAGUUCAACACUACAUGUUUCCCAGGUGCCAAAUUGUUGCCCACUGAUGACACUGCCAAUAUCUCUGCCAUAUGUACGAUCACCAACAUGGAUCAGGUGUCGUGCACCUUCUCCAACGCCACCGACAUCACCAAGUCCACCUGUAUCUUUGUUGUUGACAAUCCCAACGAACUUAAGCAACUGGCCCUCGAUUCAAAGUUGUUGUUCAUGCAGACCAAGGAUGUGACCACCACCAACAACAAUACCAAAUACGUGUACCUAGAUAGCGCUGCCAAAGUCCCUAUUCGUAUCUUCAUCUCGUCAGUAACCUCUUCCGAAGAUCAACCGAUCAGCAGUCUAUUCUCCAUCGACUGGAUCGACUGGGUGACCACCACCGACCAGCAGAGCUCCAUCUUCACUCCGCCAAGCCACUGCACAGCCUCAGACUUUACCAAUCCAUUCCUCUUGCCAAAGUCCAAGAACCUCGGCCAAUCACCAACCACAGUGGACAAUAUCUCGCCAGCAUUCAGUUUGUUGCUUGAGGAGGAGAUGAACCACCGUCCUGUCAACUCUAUUUUCUGGAGCAUGGAUGCACGUUACCAAACAAUUGAGCAAGACAACGAAUCUGGCGGAGAUACCAUCACCAUCCUUGAUGCUGACACCCUGUCCAACUUCUCCAUCAACUCCUUCUCGCUUCAGUGCAUCUCUCCAGUGUCCAACCCAUUCACCAAUGAUCCUAGACGUUUCCCCAUCUACCGUAUAUUGGCCCAGCAACACCUGCCAGCUCUACCAUGGACUUUGGUCGGCCGCUCCACCCACCGCUCCAUCGAUGUUGACAUAUACAAUGCCACCAUCAAUGCCAGUCCCGAUGGAAUUACCUUGCCCUACAACUACACUGUCAUCAUGAAGAUGGUAGCACCAGGCUGGAAGUUCCCAGGAAGCUACGGAAUCAACUCUGAUUCGAGAAUCCCCUUAGCCAUUGAGUCCACCUACCAGGCUGAUAAUGAAACUGGUGUGGAUCGUUGGGACUUUUACCUGUUCACCCCAGAGAGCGUACCCAAGUCCUACUACAGCCUGGAUGGUCAAUCCUGCUAUCCAAAAAUCCCAGCACAGUACAACGCAACAGUGUUUGCAAACUAUGGAGAUGUUGGUGCCUCCUACUACUACAACGAGAGCUUUGAUGCCGUCCAGGGCUUCUACUACACGGUGGGCAAGUUUGCCGGGCCAAGUGAUAUUGGUUUGGUCAACUACACUGACAACACAUUCAGUAUCAUGAAUGGUGCCGCUACGUCGUCAUGCACCACCUACAACAUCAGCUCUCUGACUGGAUCACUCCAACCUUCCAGUGCGCCAUCCGUCAACUAUCUUCAACCACACCCAAAGAUGGGACCAAUGACCUUGUACGGCAACCAUAUCAUCUAUCAGAACUACAACACAUCAAUCUGGUCCACCACUACCAAGGGCCUUCCCUACUUUGAUGUGGCACACAACAAGACCAUGUUGGCCAAUGCCAACUACAAGUACUAUUGGCGUGUGGCUGAUUCUGGUUGGGUGCCCUUCAGAGUGGAGACUGAGUACUUUGUGAUGGACGCUGACGUACUGAUCAACACAUUCACCAUCUCACUGGAGUGGAUCUCCUUCAACCCCGUGGCCCAGAACCUCAGCUCCCUUCCAACACCCCAAACCUCCAACUGUGUUGCCAGCAAUGACUCUGCUGUGCCUCUCACCAACUACCUGCCAGAGAGAACGUUCACACUUCCACCACUGUUGAAGGAGACACACCAACCACUGUUGGCCUCUUCCUUCUCUGCCCUUGUUGAGAUCAAUCAAAAGAGUUACUCUGCCGAUCACGCCUACUCUUCCAGAAGGACAUUGAUACAAUGGGAGUACGACGUCAACACGUUGGCCGAGUUCUUCAAGGUGUACUAUCCCGAUGGUACCUCGAACAACUUCACCUUCUGCUACCUGCACAACAUGGGCAUUGGAAUGAGCUUCUACUCACUCAACGGCAAUCCCUUCCAUCUGGUGAACACUCCACUCAAGCUGAACCCUCUAGGUGAAGGAACCAUAUUGUCCAGAGUGAUCUACAAUCAGACAUCCUACCUAAAGUCCGCCAAGCUCAACCCAAUGUACUCCUAUCUCAGCGGUAUCCCAGCAGAGAACUGGACCACCGAUGGCAGUGGCACUGACAACUUUGUCUCCAUGUUCUGGUAUCCAUAUGGCUGGCAGUUCCCAUCCAACGCCCAGAGCCAACGUGUACCAAUGGGCAUUAGCCACGAGGAGAACAACGACAAGAAGAAGUACUUUGAGACUUGGGAGUUCCUUCAGUUCCACAACACUCUGGCAGGACCACAGUGGGCACAGGUGUGUUACAACGCCACCAAGGAGAGUCCAAGCAUUUUCAACCAGGGCUUGUCCACUCGAGUGAUUGCCAUCAUCAUCGCAGUGUGCACACUGAGCACCAUGUUCAUUGGAGUGGCCAUCUUCUGUUUCAUUAAGAGUCGUGAGGCCAAGGAUGUCCCACACCAUGUGCUUCUCGAGGAGAGAUCAGACAUGCGUCAUCAAUUGAACAAUAAUGAUGAUGAUGCCGAUGAUGACAGUAGCAGUAGCGAU
Molecule: messenger RNA, 3108 nt
Organism: Acytostelium subglobosum LB1
Lineage: Eukaryota; Evosea; Eumycetozoa; Acytosteliales; Acytosteliaceae
Exons: 2
Source: RefSeq, a predicted model, not a curated record